Messenger RNA from Micropterus dolomieu (smallmouth bass), 1647 nucleotides. Its product is annotated as elongation factor 1-alpha. The transcript has 7 exons. NCBI's taxonomy places the organism in Eukaryota, Metazoa, Chordata, Actinopteri, Centrarchiformes, Centrarchidae. Gene Ontology annotation, molecular function: translation elongation factor activity; GTP binding; GTPase activity. The record is from RefSeq and is a predicted model, not a curated record. Gene Ontology annotation, biological process: translational elongation; translation. Bases 10 to 1398 code for a protein of 462 amino acids.
UAAAUCGAAAUGGGAAAGGAGAAGAUCCACAUCAACAUCGUGGUCAUUGGCCAUGUCGACUCCGGCAAGUCCACCACGACCGGCCACCUGAUCUACAAGUGCGGAGGAAUCGACAAGAGAACCAUUGAGAAGUUUGAGAAGGAAGCAGCUGAGAUGGGCAAGGGCUCCUUCAAGUACGCCUGGGUGCUGGACAAACUGAAGGCAGAGCGUGAGCGUGGUAUCACCAUUGACAUUGCUCUGUGGAAGUUUGAGACCGCAAAGUACUACGUGACCAUCAUUGAUGCCCCUGGACACAGGGACUUCAUCAAGAACAUGAUCACUGGUACCUCUCAGGCCGACUGCGCUGUGCUGAUUGUUGCUGCUGGUGUUGGUGAAUUCGAGGCUGGUAUUUCCAAGAACGGCCAGACCCGUGAGCACGCCCUGCUGGCCUACACCCUCGGUGUGAAGCAGCUCAUCGUUGGCGUCAACAAGAUGGACUCUACCGAGCCCCCUUACAGCCAGAAGCGUUUCGAGGAGAUCACCAAGGAAGUGAGCACCUACAUCAAGAAGAUCGGCUACAACCCCGCCACUGUUGCCUUUGUCCCCAUCUCUGGGUGGCACGGAGACAACAUGCUGGAGGCCAGUGACAAGAUGAGCUGGUUCAAGGGUUGGAAGAUCGAGCGUAAGGAGGGCGGUGCCACCGGCACCACCCUGCUGGAGGCUCUGGACUCCAUCCUGCCCCCCAGCCGCCCCACUGACAAGCCCCUCCGUCUGCCCUUGCAGGAUGUCUACAAGAUUGGAGGUAUUGGAACUGUCCCCGUCGGCCGUGUUGAGACCGGUAUCCUGAAGCCCGGUAUGGUCGUCACCUUCGCUCCCCCUAACCUGACCACUGAGGUGAAGUCUGUGGAGAUGCACCAUGAGUCUCUGUCUGAAGCUCUCCCUGGAGACAAUGUUGGCUUCAACAUCAAGAACGUGUCCGUCAAGGAGAUCCGCCGUGGAAACGUGGCUGGCGACAGCAAGAACGACCCUCCCAUGGCGGCCGAUAACUUCACCGCCCAGGUCAUCAUCCUCAACCACCCCGGCCAGAUCUCCCAGGGUUAUGCCCCUGUGCUGGACUGCCACACCGCUCACAUUGCCUGCAAGUUCAGCGAGCUCAAGGAGAAAAUCGACCGUCGUUCCGGCAAGAAGCUUGAGGACAACCCCAAGGCUCUCAAGUCUGGAGACGCUGCUAUUAUCACCAUGGUGCCCGGAAAGCCCAUGUGUGUUGAGAGCUUCUCCCAGUAUCCCCCAUUGGGUCGCUUUGCCGUGCGUGACAUGAGGCAGACUGUGGCUGUUGGUGUCAUCAAGUCUGUUGAGAAGAAGGUCGCCACCGGUGGAAAGGUCACUAAGUCUGCGCAGAAGGCUGAAAAGAAGAAAUGAAUUCUCAUGCAGGACGUCCAACAAAAAGUCAUGUCUCAGCAGCAGCGGGCCGCCCCAUCUCAUCUUCCCUUCCACCCAGCGUCGUCUUCUCUGAGGCAGAGCUCUCUACUCAAGGACUGGCUUAUGCUGAUUAAAACCCAUCGGAAAAGUUUCCGCAGGAAAGGAAGGCUUGUGCCUUUUAGAAGAACCUAUGAUCAUAAUUAAGUUGAAACCAAAACAAUAAAAAUCUUAAACAUUGCCAAAUGAAAA